Cannabis sativa is the source of this 632-nucleotide messenger RNA. RefSeq lists its product as uncharacterized. NCBI's taxonomy places the organism in Eukaryota, Viridiplantae, Streptophyta, Magnoliopsida, Rosales, Cannabaceae. Bases 151 to 426 code for a protein of 91 amino acids. The transcript has a single exon. The record is from RefSeq and is a predicted model, not a curated record.
CAAUAAGAAAGUAAGGUGUGUUAUGUGGACCAAUCCAAUAGAUUGGGGUGGGUGUUCGUACAAGUCUCCUCCUCUCUUCAACGAAUUUCCAGUGACGAGGAAAGAAGACCAGACUGAACUGAGCUCCAACAAGAAGAAGAAGAAGAAGAAAUGGGGGCAAUAACGACAGCAUUGAUAGCAAUAGCAGGAGUGGUUCUUGGAUGGAUCACCAUAGAAAUGGCCUGCAAACCUUGCCUCGAUAAAGGUCGCCAAGCAAUUGAUCGCUCUCUCAAUCCAGAUUACGAUCCCGACGAUGAAGACGAAAACAACGCCGACCUUCGUGCUCCUCUUAAUCCCAAUCCCAAUCCCGAUCUUGAAAAUGUUAGUACCGGAGACCAAAACGCUGCCGUUUCUUCCUCUACUUCUGAUGCAAUCAAGGCCGUCUGAUCAGAUCCACCCAAUCUAAAUAAUUUAUUAUUAUAUAUUAUUAUGAAUUUAUUAUUUGUAUUUAUUUUCUUUACAAAACAAAUGCCAGCUAUAUUGUCUAAAACUACUAUUUUUAUUUAUUUUUUUUUUUUUUGAAGGAAAAAAGUUUAAUAUUUGAAGUGUAGUUUUUCUUUAUUUGUAAUAAAAUUGUUUGAAUGAUUUGUGUA